AUGGCAACAGACGAGUGCGAACAGAACACUCCCAUAAAUGUAGCAAUGCAACUCACGAACAUCCCUACAAAUUUCUAUAGAAAAUAUCAUGAGAGAAUUUACCUCCUAUUUUUUUUUCUUUCCCACCAUUUCACUGCUACUGCUUGCCCUCUGAGACACCAGCUCAUUCCUGCAGCUACCAGCAGUCUCCAGCUCACUCCUGCAGCUUCCAGCCGUCCAGCUCACUCCUACAGCCUCCAGCGGCUGCUGGCUCACUCCUGCAGCACUUUACUGACGUCCCGCUACUUAUUCCAGCACCCGCUGAUGCCUGACGAUCUGAUCCAGUGCCCACUGACAUCCAGCGACCAGUUCCAGCGCCCGUUAAUGUCCGGGUACCGUUCCCAAACAAAUGACCUCUGUCGCCUUACCAUCCACCUUGACACUGGCGCAGCCAUCAGUGUGAUACCACCCACCAACAGAUCCACCUUGAAUCCCACCAAAUUCCAAGUUCGAGCGGCAAAUGGCUCCACCAUAGAAACCUAUGGGAACGAGGAACUUACCUUGAAUAUCAACCUCAGGCGUGGCUUCAAGUGGUCAUUCACUGUAGCUGACGUUAGGACACCCUUGCUCAGUGCCGACUUCUUGGCACAUUACAACCUGGCUGUCCAUAUGAAGACAAGGACCCUGUCCGACAACACGACAUCCAUCAAGAUCACAGAGAUCACUUCGAGCUUCAACACAACUAGGAUCAGCGUGGCAACACAGCACGACCCACACUACGUAGAAAUCCUGCGCUGGUACAAGGACCUCACACAAUCCAUUAAACCAACUGAUGCAGGCGAUCAUCAUACACAACACCAUAUAAAGACCACUGGACAACCAGCAUAUUCACGGCCACGACGACUCCCUCUACACAAAUUAGGAUAUGCCAAGAAAGCGAUCUGCGUGGAUUACCAGAAACUCAAUGCAUCCACAGUGCCCAACCGGUAUCAUGUUCCGCACAUCCACGACUUUGCCUCAGGUCUACAGGGGGCCCGCAUUUUCUCAAAAAUCGACCUGACCAAAGCCUACUACCAAGUUCCAGUCACUCCGGAGGACAUCCCAAAGACAGCAGUCACAACCCCUUUUGGACAGUUUGAAUUCCUAAAAAUGCCCUUCGGACUGCGCAAGGCAGCCCAGACAUUCCAGAGACUGAUGGAAGAAGUUCUGCGUGGCCUACCAUACGUCUAUGCAUACAUUGAUAACAUCCUAGUGGCUAGCAGAGACGCCGAUCUCCACAAACAACACCUGGAGGAAGUGUUCCGCCAUCUAACACAUUACGGCCUCUGA
This is a messenger RNA of Acanthosepion pharaonis, 1308 nucleotides long. NCBI's taxonomy places the organism in Eukaryota, Metazoa, Mollusca, Cephalopoda, Sepiida, Sepiidae. The record is from the annotation of a GenBank genome assembly.